CCACUAUCUCACUCUCCUUCCCUCCUCUUCCUCUCUGCUUCUCCGCAUCUCCGAUGGCGAUCGCUGAGCUCUCUCCUUCCUAUCCGAGAGCCCGCGUGCACCCUUCAAGCCUCUCUUCAAGGUUCUCCAACCCUCUUCUCUCCCGCCGGCGCUUCAUUCCUCUCCGCCCUUCCCGGCCCAAUGGAGUUCUCUGUUCUAUUGCUCCCAACCAAAUUCAGGUUCCUGUUGCGACUCCCGCGGAUUCUGCGGGAAAAAAGGAGUGUUUCGGUGUGUUUUGCACUACCUACGAUCUCAAGGCGGAAGAGAAGACAAAGUCAUGGAAGAGUCUAAUCAAUAUUGCGGUGUCUGGUGCGGCAGGGAUGAUUUCUAAUCAUUUACUAUUCAAGCUGGCAUCUGGUGAGGUUUUUGGGUAUGAUCAACCUAUUGCCUUAAAAUUGUUAGGAUCUGAGAGGUCAUUUCAAGCUCUGGAAGGAGUUGCUAUGGAAUUAGAGGACUCCUUGUAUCCUUUGUUGCGAGAAGUAAGCAUAGGAAUUGAUCCUUAUGAGGUCUUUCAGGAUGUGGAGUGGGCUCUUCUAAUUGGUGCCAAGCCCCGAGGUCCUGGAAUGGAACGUGCAGGCUUAUUGGAUAUUAAUGGGCAAAUUUUUGCUGAACAGGGAAAAGCACUCAAUGCUGUGGCAUCUCGGAACGCAAAAGUUUUAGUUGUGGGCAAUCCGUGCAACACAAAUGCUCUUAUUUGCAUGAAGAAUGCUCCGAACAUACCAGCAAAGAAUUUCCAUGCAUUGACUAGGUUAGAUGAAAAUAGAGCCAAAUGCCAGCUUGCCCUGAAAGCCGGUGUAUUUUAUGAUAAAGUGUCUAAUGUUACUAUAUGGGGAAAUCAUUCGACAACUCAGGUUCCUGAUUUUUUAAACGCUAAAAUCGAUGGCCGGCCACUAAAGGAAGUUAUUAAUGAUAUCAAAUGGUUGGAGGAAGAGUUCACUAACAUCAUUCAAAAUCGUGGAGGUGUGCUGAUUAAAAAAUGGGGUAGGUCUUCAGCUGCAUCAACUGCUGUUUCAAUAGCCGAUGCAAUAAAGUCUCUCAUCACUCCCACUCCAGAAGGCGAUUGGUUCUCCUCCGGGGUUUAUACCAAUGGAAAUCCUUAUGGCAUUGCAGAAGAUAUAGUUUUCAGCAUGCCCUGCAGAUCACAGGGAGAUGGUGAUUAUGAGCUAGUCAAAGAUGUACUAAUCGACGAUUUCCUCCUAAAACGUCUUAGAAAGACCGAGGCUGAGUUACUUGCUGAGAAACGAUGUGUCGGCCAUCUUACCGGAGAGGGCAAUGCAUAUUGUGAUCUACCGGAGGACACAAUGCUUCCGGGCGAAAUGUAGUUAAUAGAUAUCAAUUUUCAUGGAAAUGUUUGUGAGAUAUUGAAAUGAACAAAUGAAACCCUAAACAACAAAAAAAGCGGAAAUCCUCAUAUAUUUGAUGCUUCUUGUUAAUAUGUAUUUAUAUGCGAAAUCAGUGGACUUCAGUAUCACAAGCUUUACAAGCUUAGUACCAUUAUUUUUAUGUUGGAAUUCUUGUGUUUUAUUUGUAUUUAAGCUCAAAAUUAAGUAGGCUAAAA
Molecule: messenger RNA, 1597 nt
Organism: Dioscorea cayenensis subsp. rotundata (Guinea yam)
Lineage: Eukaryota; Viridiplantae; Streptophyta; Magnoliopsida; Dioscoreales; Dioscoreaceae
Product: malate dehydrogenase [NADP] 1, chloroplastic
Biological process (GO): oxaloacetate metabolic process; malate metabolic process; tricarboxylic acid cycle
Molecular function (GO): L-malate dehydrogenase (NADP+) activity; L-malate dehydrogenase (NAD+) activity
Source: RefSeq, a predicted model, not a curated record